GGAGUAAGUUAGGGGUGAAGUGGAUUCUAAUUGGUCGGCUACAUUUCCAGCCGUUUAAAGGGCUUAAACACGCAAAGACAAGUUCCGAAACACAAACGCGCCUAAUCGAACGCAUCACAAAAUUUAACAAGUAUUAAAUAAGUGCAAUAUGUAUUACAAGAGAGCCACUACAAACAAAAUAAUGGUCCACUACUAUCGCCUUUCGUUAAAAUCUCGCCAGAAAGCCCCAAAAACAGUCAACUCAAAAUACCACAGCAUCUUAAACAUUGCUCUAAAAAACUUCCGACUAUGUAAAAAGCACAAGACCAAGAAACCCGUCCAAAUUCUCACACUUUUACAGGAAAUCAUUCCAAAAUCUUACUUCGGAACAACCACAAACCUCAAACGUUUCUACAAAGUCGUCGAAAAAAUUCUAACGCAAUCGUCAUUCGAGUGUAUCCAUUUAUCAGUCCUCCACAAAUGCUACGAUUACGAUGCAAUUCCCUGGCUACAAAACGUCGAACCGAACCUCCGCCCUAAACUAUUGCUCAAACACAAUUUAUUCCUCCUCGACAACAUAGUCAAACCCUUAAUCGCCUUUUACUACAAACCCAUCAAAACACUGAACGGACACGAAAUCAAAUUCAUCCGCAAAGAGGAGUACAUUUCAUUCGAGAGCAAGGUGUUUCACAAAUUGAAGAAAAUGAAGUAUUUGGUCGAGGUCCAAGACGAGGUGAAACCACGAGGUGUUUUGAACAUAAUCCCAAAACAAGACAACUUUCGCGCAAUCGUGAGCAUAUUCCCAGAUUCGGCGCGAAAACCAUUUUUUAAACUUUUAACGUCCAAAAUCUACAAAGUGUUGGAAGAGAAAUACAAAACAAGCGGGUCUCUCUACACGUGCUGGUCGGAAUUCACUCAAAAAACACAAGGGCAGAUUUAUGGCAUCAAAGUUGAUAUUAGAGACGCGUACGGAAACGUCAAAAUUCCAGUUCUUUGUAAAUUAAUUCAGAGCAUUCCGACACAUUUGCUGGAUUCGGAAAAGAAAAAUUUUAUUGUAGACCACAUCAGCAACCAAUUUGUGGCUUUUAGGCGAAAGAUUUACAAGUGGAACCACGGAUUGUUACAAGGUGAUCCCUUAUCAGGCUGUUUGUGUGAACUCUACAUGGCUUUUAUGGACCGACUUUACUUUUCCAACUUGGACAAAGACGCUUUCAUCCAUCGAACCGUCGACGAUUAUUUCUUCUGCUCACCUCACCCUCACAAAGUCUACGACUUCGAAUUGCUAAUCAAAGGCGUCUAUCAAGUAAAUCCCACCAAAACACGAACAAAUUUACCAACCCAUCGCCACCCACAAGACGAAAUUCCCUAUUGCGGAAAAAUCUUCAAUUUGACGACACGACAAGUGCGUACGCUAUACAAACUGCCUCCGAAUUACGAGAUUCGACACAAAUUCAAACUGUGGAAUUUUAACAAUCAAAUCAGCGACGAUAACCCGGCGAGAUUUCUCCAAAAAGCGAUGGACUUUCCAUUCAUUUGUAACAGUUUCACGAAGUUUGAAUUCAACACAGUUUUCAACGACCAAAAGACCGUUUUUGCGAAUUUCUACGAUGCUAUGAUUUGUGUCGCUUAUAAGUUUGAUGCAGCUAUGAUGGCAUUAAGAACUAGUUUUUUGGUCAAUGAUUUUGGUUUUAUUUGGUUAGUUUUGAGUUCGACAGUUAGAGCAUAUGCCUCGAGGGCGUUUAAAAAAAUCGUAACUUAUAAAGGUGGCAAAUAUCGGAAAGUAACAUUUCAGUGUUUGAAAAGUAUCGCUUGGCGGGCUUUUCUUGCUGUUCUUAAGCGAAGAACUGAAAUUUAUAAAGGGUUAAUUGACAGAAUUAAAAGCCGGGAAAAGUUGACUAUGAAGUUUCAUGAUGGGGAGGUGGAUGCGAGUUAUUUUUGUAAAUUGCCGGAAAAGUUUAGAUUUGUAAAAAUCAACAGAAAGGCCUCAAUUUAAGAUUGUCAAUAAGUGUUAUGUUUUUUUUUAUAAAAUUUCUAUCUAUAUAUUAUAAUAAAUAAAAAGUACAGUGUGUUCAAAAAGUCUUUAGAUCAAGUCUUGCUGUGAAAUUUUUAACGUAUCUGGAUUUCUUGUACGAAUAUACUCGCGUUGGAGGAAAUCGCAAGUUGCGCGUUUGACACUUCAACAGAAUAAAACGAUAAUUUAUCAUAGACAAUAAAAAUCUAUCAAUUCAAUUUCCACAGCAAGAGUUGAUCUAAAGACUUUUUGAACGCACCGUAUAAUCUGCACUUGUUUUAAAAUGAACAAAAAGGCCUCAAUUUAAGAUUGUCAAUAAGUGUUGUGUUUUUAUUAUAAAAUUCCUAUUUAUAUUUUAUAAUAAAUAAAAUGUAUAAUUUA
Messenger RNA from Tribolium castaneum (red flour beetle), 2371 nucleotides. RefSeq names its product telomerase reverse transcriptase (gene Tert). The record is from RefSeq and is a predicted model, not a curated record. Lineage: Eukaryota; Metazoa; Arthropoda; Insecta; Coleoptera; Tenebrionidae. Gene Ontology annotation, biological process: telomere maintenance via telomerase. Gene Ontology annotation, cellular component: telomerase catalytic core complex. Bases 149 to 1972 code for a protein of 607 amino acids. The transcript has 2 exons. Gene Ontology annotation, molecular function: telomerase RNA binding; telomeric repeat DNA binding.